CCGUGGCUGGCUGUGGUGGCGGCGGGUUCGAGCUAGAGAGAGAGAGAGGGAGGAAGAGAGGGAGAGAUAGACGCCGCCGUGAGUGUGUCUUCUUCUUCUUCGUCGGCUCUUCGUCACUCUCCCCCGUUUAGCGUUCGUUUCGUGGCUUGACAAGGCGCGGGCCUUGGCCGAAACAUGACACAGUGUCGCCAGGUAGCAGGCGAAGAGGUGAAUUACGUGUGACACGCGAGGGAAGGCGAGCGAGAGCGCCAUAACCCCGAUUUGUUUACAUCCGAGAGCGGGGAGGUGUCAUGGCGGACGUGGGCCGUCAGGAGUGUGGGAGGCUGAGGAUGAUGAUGCCACUGGCAGUGUGUUUCUAAAACCGGUUUUUUUUUUUUACGGCGUCGUCAGCGACUGUCAGCGGCGUUCUCGUGUUGCAGAUAGGCCCUCGACGAAUCUCCAUUCGCUUGAGUCACCGAUAUAAAGUGAUCUUCGACGAUAAACCCGAAUCUAGGAAGCCGAGCAUCUGGUAGCUUGGUGGGAGGGAAAAAAGAUGGCUUUUUGGGAAAGCUUCCGUACGUUUGGCCCGGGUGAGAAAAGGAACUGGAACAUGUAAAAAUUAGGUUUUCGUGGAAUCAUGGGUGAUAGUGACUGUCCGAGGUAUUAAAUCUGACGUUCUCUCAACCUGAGUUCGAGGAUCACAAUCAAGAUGAUGGCUGCGUUCGAUCCCAGGGAAUGCCGGGUCUGCAACGAGGAGUUCGACGAGGACGAGAGAAGGCCGCGAACCCUCACCUGCUCCCACCACUUCUGCACAAACUGUAUCACGAAACUCAUCAACAACCACUCGAAGCAGUGCCCCUUCUGCCGCGUGGAAUUCCAGGCGUCCUCCGCUGGCGACGUCAUGGUCAACCACGGGGUCGAGGACUUCAUCAAGUUCCUCUCGAACAAAGAGGCCGAAACCUCCCCGGGACCCCACCAGCACCUGCAGGAGCACACCUUCGCGGCCGAGAAGCUCGACAACGCCACCAAGGACUCGGGAGCGACGAAUCGCAACCUGCUGGUGGACUACCAGAACGCGGAGACGAGGAUCGAGGACUGCAUCCAGAGCCUGCUGGCACUGAAGACCGACCUCCAGAACGAGAACGCCCGCAUCGAGGUCGAACUCCUGCCAAAGAUCAACGAGCUGAUGAUCGAGCACAAGGACGCGAUACAGAGCCUGGAGAAGACUCAGGUCAAGCUGGCCAGCCAGCUGAAGGAGGCCAAGGACAAGAAGCGCUACCUGAGGAAUGCCAACGAUAAGUACGACUCCUCUGCCUCCUCCACCAAGCUGAAGGAGAUCGUGUCGAAGAAAGACAGAGACAACAGAGAUUACUCUGCUGCCGAGUCGUGGCUCGAGCUGUUCAAAAACCUGUCUCCCGAGGACGAUAAAUUGAUCAGGAAAACUAAGAAGGUGUGCCGCUCGACCAAGGAGAAAGUGAGUGUUGCCAUCGAGGUGUUCAGUUCAAAAGACUCGAGUGACGAUGAUGUGAGUCCUGUUCUGGACAACGCUACCAUUACCUUGAGGGAACUCACUUUCUCAGGGCAACUCACACUUCAGAGGCUCCAAGAAAUGAGCGAGCCGGUGAAGGCUCUCCUGAAGCAGAGAAAAAUCUACGCCAUUCACUACGACAAGGGAAUCUCGAGAAGCGCCAAGUUCACCAUCAAGGGGGACACUACCUCUAUCUCCACCACCUGGAAAAGAACGCGUCCCGCCCGCUGACGCUUAUACGCUGGAGUACAGGGACGUUCUCACCCUCGUCGACCCUUCGUCCACACUGACCUUCCUGGAGCUGAGCGCCGGAGGAUCCACCCUGGGCCGCCUUCACGUCCUUCUCGCCCCUGAGACCGCCCGCGCCAAGAACUUCGCCCUCCUGU
Messenger RNA from Macrobrachium nipponense, 1893 nucleotides. Its product is annotated as E3 ubiquitin-protein ligase trim-21-like. The transcript has 5 exons. The record is from RefSeq and is a predicted model, not a curated record. Lineage: Eukaryota; Metazoa; Arthropoda; Malacostraca; Decapoda; Palaemonidae. Bases 689 to 1738 code for a protein of 349 amino acids.